UUUUGACUAUAUAUUUAGAUAAAAUAUUUGAAAUAUGCUGGAAUAUGUCAUAUGUUUGUAUUUAAUUCUCAAGUUUAUCUCGCAUAUAAUCCUAUUACCAUCGUUUUUGGUACGUAAAUGUAAAAUUAUAACUUUUUACAAAUCAGCCUAUUUUUCGCAAUAUUGCUACUUGCGACAAAUCCUGUUAUUAAAAACGUCAAUCUUAUCUGUAAUCCUCAUGAUAAAUUUUUAUGUCAGAACAGUGGAAUCACAAACUAUUCCCUUAUCAGUUCGACGACCAAAGAAAAGUAGAUCGGAAACAAAGUUACAAAAAACAAUCUUAAUUGCAAUUCCUAGCUCUGUGGACUUUUACAACUAUGAGACGAAUAAGUUGUACCGGAAAGUUGUGAUGCUACAAAACGUGAGCAAUUCUUCAGCCAGAUUUCAAUUGAUGACAAGACCCAGUUCUCAGUUCACUGUCAUGAUCGAACCUAAAACACAAAUAGGGAAUAUUUCUCCAGGAAUGUAUAUAAAAUUGCUCGUUUUCUUUCGUUGCAAUAUCUUGGACGAACCCGAAGAAAUAUUGAUAAUAAAUGUGCAACGAGGACGUUCGGUAAUUGUUAAAUUACGCGGAUAUCGAGACCCACCAUUAUUCAGAGUGAUUAAUAUCCCUUAUUUCCAAUGCCAUCCAAAAUUGCAAACGACAGUAGGAAAUACUGAAUGGAUUAUGGAAAUUCCUAUAUAUCAACAAACGAAUUCCUGCGAGAAGCCUACCGAUGUAAGUAGGAACACUUCUAGAGAAAAUAUAAUGCAAUGUAGGAAAUCGAGGAGCUUUGACUGUGGAGAAUGUCUCAUAGGUGAACAAGUUAUCUUGUCUCUAAUGAUUAAAAAUAUUGGUGGUGAUGGAAAAUUCUUCAUUAUGAGCGAAAUAGAUUGGUAUUCAAUGCACAUUGAGGACAUUACUAAAAAUAAUAUGCUGAUUCUACCAUCUUUCGCGAUGUGGCCUGUGUAUUUUACACUCAAAUCGCAAGAGCAUAUAUACCUGUACCUCUGUUUCUUUCCUGAUGCUCGCGGAAUGCAUAUAGAAACAUUGUAUGCGAUUUGCAACAAUUGUUCGGUGGUAACGACAGAGAUCAUUGGUGAUGGGGUUAUGUAUGAACAAUAGAAUAAAUAAAGAGAACUGUACUGUAUUCACAAAAAUAAUGUUAAGUAUCAUUAAAUACAGUUUUAUUGUAUAUUUAUAUAUAGUGACAAAAAAAGAAUUCUAAAGAGAGGGGGGGGGAGG
Molecule: messenger RNA, 1264 nt
Organism: Monomorium pharaonis (pharaoh ant)
Lineage: Eukaryota; Metazoa; Arthropoda; Insecta; Hymenoptera; Formicidae
Exons: 7
Coding region: 35-1144 (369 amino acids)
Biological process (GO): negative regulation of cell population proliferation
Source: RefSeq, a predicted model, not a curated record